CUUCACACUACACGGAACCACAGCCACUGUCUGCAAAUCCCCUUCCUUGCUUUUCUUCCUUCUCUCUCACCUGAAGAGAAGAGAACCAAACAACUGCAAAGGCAAUGGCUGGCUAUAGAGCGGAGGACGAUUAUGAUUACCUCUUUAAGGUAGUCCUGAUCGGCGAUUCGGGAGUGGGCAAGUCCAAUCUUCUUUCCAGGUUCACCAAGAAUGAGUUCAACCUCGAGUCCAAGUCCACCAUUGGGGUUGAGUUCGCUACUCGCUCCUUGAACGUUGAUAGUAAAGUCAUUAAAGCUCAGAUCUGGGACACUGCUGGCCAGGAGAGGUACCGAGCUAUCACUAGUGCAUACUAUCGUGGGGCUGUUGGCGCACUUAUCGUGUAUGAUGUCACGCGCCAUGCAACAUUCGAGAAUGUUGACAGAUGGCUGAAAGAACUGCGAAACCACACGGAUUCCAACAUUGUUGUGAUGCUUGUUGCGAACAAAUCCGAUCUUCGUCACCUUGUAGCUGUUUCGACUGAAGAUGGGAAAUCUUAUGCCGAGAGGGAAUCAUUGUACUUCAUGGAAACCUCAGCUCUUGAGUCCACCAAUGUGGAGAAUGCAUUUGCUGAAGUUCUGACUCAAAUCUACCGAAUUGUUAGCAAGAAGGCGGUUGAGACUGCAGAAAAUGGAACGGCUACUGUGCCAGCCAGGGGAGAAAAAAUAGAUCUUAAAAAUGAUGUAUCUGCCUUGAAGAAAGUUGGUUGCUGCUCAAGCUAGCCUGGGAAGACAGAAUCCUGUUUUCCUGGUUGCUGUGGGUUCUGUUGUACUGUACGUGUAGUAUUCUGAUAUAUAAA
Molecule: messenger RNA, 835 nt
Organism: Neltuma alba
Lineage: Eukaryota; Viridiplantae; Streptophyta; Magnoliopsida; Fabales; Fabaceae
Product: ras-related protein RABA1b-like
Exons: 2
Coding region: 105-758 (217 amino acids)
Molecular function (GO): GTP binding; GTPase activity
Source: RefSeq, a predicted model, not a curated record